AAAAAUGGCCUUUUUAAAUGGUAGUAAAAAAUGGCCAAGUCAGACUGAACUCACGAAUAAAAAAGAUUGAGCUGAAUGAGGAUGGAAGUGUCAAGUGUUUUAUACUGAAUGAUGGUAGUACAAUUGUGGGAGAUGCUUUCGUGUUUGCCACUCCAGUGGAUAUUUUCAAGCUUCUUUUGCCUGAAGACUGGAAAGAGAUUCCAUAUUUCAAGAAGUUGGAGAAGUUAGUCGGAGUACCUGUGAUAAAUGUCCAUAUAUGGUUUGACAGAAAACUGAAGAACCCAGAAGAUAAUCUGCUCUUCAGCAGAGUUGCUGGUCUGUUUAUAAAAGUGCCAGGUUGUGAACCUUGGCGGCCCUUGCAAAGAUCCCCUAUAGAGGCACGUCAUAAUGGUCAAAACUAUGCGUUUGCCCUUCUAACUGGCUAUCGCGAUCCUCCUGCUGGUGUUUCGUCUGAACCUUUUAGUAGUAUUGAUUUCAACCAUGUUUACUAA
Molecule: messenger RNA, 491 nt
Organism: Lycium barbarum (goji berry)
Lineage: Eukaryota; Viridiplantae; Streptophyta; Magnoliopsida; Solanales; Solanaceae
Product: 15-cis-phytoene desaturase, chloroplastic/chromoplastic-like
Exons: 7
Coding region: 18-491 (157 amino acids)
Biological process (GO): carotenoid biosynthetic process
Cellular component (GO): chloroplast thylakoid
Molecular function (GO): electron transfer activity; phytoene dehydrogenase activity; heme binding
Source: RefSeq, a predicted model, not a curated record